Myxocyprinus asiaticus (Chinese sucker) is the source of this 3640-nucleotide messenger RNA. RefSeq names its product pantothenate kinase 3-like. Gene Ontology annotation, molecular function: pantothenate kinase activity; ATP binding. The coding region runs from base 1251 to 2615 and encodes 454 amino acids. Gene Ontology annotation, cellular component: cytosol; nucleus. The transcript is spliced from 8 exons. Gene Ontology annotation, biological process: coenzyme A biosynthetic process. The record is from RefSeq and is a predicted model, not a curated record. NCBI's taxonomy places the organism in Eukaryota, Metazoa, Chordata, Actinopteri, Cypriniformes, Catostomidae.
UUAAGACUGGGAUACAAAUAGAAUAAUAUUAGCAUAGAUGCCAUUCAAUUUAUUGCAAAGUUAUAGAUCAUGAUCAGUGUUUCUGGUUUCUGGUUCCGGCAGACCUAACUAAAGCAGCAUAAUUGUGAAUUGAAGGAUAAAUUAUGUGUAUGCCUGGCUAAAUAGAUGAGUCUUUAGUCUAGACUUAAACUCAGUGAGUGUGUCUGCGUUUCCAUAAUUUAGGAGCCAAAUAUGAAAAGGAUCAACCUCCUUUUGUGGAUUUUGAUAUUCUAGGAACUAUUAACAGGCCGGAGUUUAGACAUUUAUUCAUUUGGCAGACGCUUUUAUCCAAAGCGACUUACAAAAGAGACUUACUCUUAGGAGAUACUGUACAAAAUUCAGAAUUAAAGACAAAGAAAUUAUUUCGAAAAUCUUAAAUUGAUUUUAAAUGAUUACCUAAUAAUAUUUAUAUCAGAUUAUUGGGAGGGACUUGUCCCCCUCAAAGUAUAUUAUGGUUACGGCCCUGAUUUAAAUGCUUACAGAAUUAUUACAUUCAUUUGUUCAUUCUGUUAAAACAUUGAAAGCUGUGUAUUGUGGUGUUGUAGCCUAUUGCUGUGCUAUCUUCAUGCAAUUUUGUGUAUGGAUUUUUUAUCUUACCCGUGACCUGGAUGAUCUGAUUAUUUCACAUCAGCAAUGAAUACAUUUCUAUCUCUUUCCAUGUUUUAUUACGCUUGUUUGUUAAUCCAGGUACAUGUAUAACCAUGCCAUAAAGAACUCCUAGGAACAAAUGGUAGGCUAUACAAGUCUCCAGACCAGGGACAUUUAAACAAGAUUAUCUUGGCAGAUGGUGUAACAUUAAUUAAGGCAACUUAAUUAAGCUUCUUAAUGUAAAGCAACCGCUCUGUGAGAUUUACAGACCUGUAGGAUGCAGUAAUAGGAAGAAGUGCUGUAUUGAAGCAGGCGGCUCUGAAACAUGACGUUUCAGCAAAGUGAGCGGAGGCAUUUUCCUUAGUGACGUCGCAUUAUACCGGCUGUUUGAUUCGAAAACAGCCACAGAGCGUGUAAAGAAGAAAUGACCGACAGUGACCUCGGAUAAGAUGUUGAAGACCUACUCAAUGUCUUCAUCUCGUCACAACCCAUCAGCAUUGAUGUAGAAUUAAGUAAAACGACGAUUGUAAAUUUUAUUAGCGCCUUCGAGACGUCGAGAGGAAAACGGAGUCCUUACGCACCAUUCUGUCUUCCGUGCGCUCACAUUUAGUACUGCGUAAAUAAUGGAAAAUGUUGAAACAUCCGAUGAAAACGGAACGUUGCAUUAUACUAACGGUUUAGUAAACGGAUUUCGCAGUCCACCGUCCGGUAACGGGGACUGUAUUUCUGGAGGUGGUCUGGGUGUUACUGACAGCGGUUGUAACAGUAGCGGUGGCCAUAAUGGUAUUGAAAAUUUCCACCAUCUUCAUCAGGAUCAUGUACACAACAAUGGUUCCCCUGCGAAGCGCUGCAGACUCAGAAGACGCGUGGAUUCGGGAAAGAAGAACAGACCGCCCUUUCCGUGGUUUGGGAUGGAUAUCGGAGGAACCCUGGUUAAGCUGGUUUAUUUUGAACCCAAGGACAUCACAGCUGAAGAAGAACAGGAGGAAGUCGAGAGCCUGAAGAGCAUUCGCCGCUACCUGACCUCCAACGUGGCCUAUGGCAACACAGGUAUCCGUGAUGUGCACCUGGAGUUGAAAAAUCUCACCAUGUGCGACCGCAAAGGCAACCUGCACUUUAUCCGCUUCCCCACUCAAGACAUGCACCGCUUCAUUCAAAUGGGCCGAGACAAGAAUUUCUCCAGCCUGCACACCACACUGUGUGCCACCGGUGGAGGCGCAUACAAGUUUGAGGAUGAUUUCAGAACGGUGGCUGGUCUGGAGCUGCAGAAGCUGGAUGAAUUGGACUGUCUUAUUCAAGGUCUGCUGUACGUUGACUCAGUCGGGUUCAAUGGCCACCCUAAUUGUUAUUUUUUCCAAAACCCCUCUGACCCUGAAAACUGUGUCAAGAGCCCAUGUAGCCUGGAGAACCCCUUCCCCAUGUUGCUGGUAAACAUUGGUUCGGGGGUUAGCAUCCUGGCCGUCUAUUCCAAGGACGAUUACAAGCGGGUCACGGGCACCAGUCUAGGAGGUGGUACGUUUCUAGGCCUGUGCUGCUUGCUGACUGGUUGUGAGACGUUUGAGGAGGCCUUAGAGAUGGCAGCUAAAGGGGACAGCACAAACGUGGACAAACUAGUGAAGGACAUUUAUGGUGGCGAUUAUGAACGCUUCGGCCUCCAGGGCUCUGCUGUUGCAUCCAGUUUUUGUCAUAUGAUGUGCAAGGAGAAACGUGACAGUAUAAGUAAAGAGGACCUGGCCAGGGCCACUCUUGUUACCAUCACAAACAACAUUGGCUCCAUCGCGCGCAUGUGCGCAGUGAAUGAGAAAAUUGACAGAGUGGUUUUUGUUGGGAAUUUCCUUCGAAUCAACACAGUAUCAACUAAGCUACUAGCGUAUGCCAUGGACUUUUGGUCUGACGGACAACUGAAAGCCCUUUUCUUAGAACAUGAAGGUUAUUUUGGAGCUGUUGGUGCCUUCCUAGAGCUACUAAAGAUGACAGAAGACUUCUAAGACGCAGAAGACAUCCCAACCUUCAAACCAGAAGCUGCUAAUUGCCUUAUGCAGUAGGGUGCCGUUUUGACUUUGGGUGUCUGGAUUAUGCACAAUGGCACCCCAACAUCUCUAUGAGCCUCAAAAGUAACUUCCAAGUGUUACGGAGUGCCUUUUACUGAUGGAGACAAGGCUUUAUCUCUGUAUCCUCUUUGUUGUUGCAAAUGUAACAUCCAGAUGUCACUGUAUCCAUUGAUCCUAACCGUAUAUUGAGGAGUUGUUUCUUUUUCUGAUUAGACAUCCCACAGCAGACUGAAUGCAUGUGUUGGUACAUUGUAUUUUAACUGAGCCAAUGCAAAGCAUGUAAGCAACUGAAAAAGUGUGUCUUUUCCUUAGGCCCUUAGAUGGUUCACUCCAUCUAAUGUAGACCAAAUGCCUUUGCAUCAGGUUCUGUUCAUGUAAACCAGCGUUAUGCCUAAAUCGUAUGUCAGCGCAUGUUCAUUCCUCAUGCUAAUUGUUAAACUUGUCUUUUUUUAUCAUGCAAACAUUGUAUUAUAUGUCUAUCUCGAACUGUACAUUUUACAGCUAUUUUUAGGAAGCAUGUUCUAAACUAUAAUUGCUUUUUCCAGAGCUAAAUUGUUUGUUUAUAAAUCUGAUAAUUUUAUGUGAAAUCCCAUGCUAAUAAUCGACAUUAAUGACCUCAGUCUUUUGACAAGUUUGUCUGUUAUGUACAUGAUCUGACAGAGUAUGUGUAAUUCCAUGAAGUCAGUUAUUUUUGUUCCAUUCUCAGUAUUCAGACAAACUUACCUAUGAAUCACAAACAGUAUCACCAAACAAUUAAGGAAGUGCAUUUCUUAUAUUGGUGUUGAUCGCAGAGGUGCACCUGAUUUAUUUAUGCCUUCUAAAAAGUUUGCUUUACUGGCUCUGAAAUUCAUGUCACAAAGAUUUUUUUCAUAUCAGUUUUUAAGUUAUAUUCAUGUGAAAAGCAAACUACAUUUGUCAAUAAACUGAUUUGUAAAUACCUAAUAAAUGUGUUAAUGAAAACA